This is a messenger RNA of Cicer arietinum (chickpea), 1872 nucleotides long. Its product is annotated as 3-epi-6-deoxocathasterone 23-monooxygenase CYP90C1. Gene Ontology annotation, molecular function: oxidoreductase activity, acting on paired donors, with incorporation or reduction of molecular oxygen, NAD(P)H as one donor, and incorporation of one atom of oxygen; iron ion binding; heme binding. Gene Ontology annotation, biological process: multicellular organism development; sterol metabolic process; brassinosteroid biosynthetic process. NCBI's taxonomy places the organism in Eukaryota, Viridiplantae, Streptophyta, Magnoliopsida, Fabales, Fabaceae. The record is from RefSeq and is a predicted model, not a curated record.
CGAAAGGGAAGUUGAUUUAUUCCUAAUUGGAUAUUUGACUAUAUAUUAUACAUAUUAAAAGAUUUAAGUAUUUGUUUCUGUGAUCUCUUUAUAUAUUCUUCUCUUCUGAUCUAUUCUUUCUCUUUCACUCUUCCAAACAAACAGAAACACUGAUGAUCAUACAAUAAAACAGAAGGUAUAUAUACAGAUCGAGGCUGAAGUUUGCACCUUUAAUUAAGAGUCAUUUUGAAAAUAUGGAGUGUUACUACUGUGUUUAUCUGAUGGGAAUAAUUGUGUUGUUGAUGAGUUGGUGGUUUGUGAAAGAGAAGAAUGAGAAUAGUAAGAGAAAUAUGAAAGUUCCAAAAGGGAAUUCAGGUUGGCCUUUACUUGGAGAGACUCUUGACUUCAUUGCUUCUGGCUACACUUCUCGUCCUCUCUCCUUCAUGGAAAACCGCAAGUCUAUUUACGGGAAUGUGUUUAAGACAAGCAUUUUAGGAAGCAGUGUGAUAGUGUCAACAGAUCCAGAAGUGAACAAAGUGAUUCUUCAGAAUCAAGGGAACAUUUUUGUACCUGCAUAUCCAAAAUCAAUUAGAGAAUUAAUGGGAGAACACUCUAUACUCCAAAUGAACGGAAACAUUCAUAAGAAAAUGCAUUCACUCAUUGCAUGCUUUCUUAAAUCUCCACAACUCAAAGCUCGAAUCACUUCAGAUAUUGAACACUCUGUCAAACAAUGUUUAGCUUCUUGGACCCACAAAACAAUAUACAUUCAAGAUGAAGUCAAAAAGAUUACAUUUACUAUUUUGAUUAAAGUUUUGAUGAGCGUUGGUCCUGGUGAAGAUUUGGAGUUGUUGAAAAGAGAAUUUGGAGAAUUCAUCAAAGGCUUGAUUUGCUUACCCAUCAAGUUUCCAGGAACAAGGCUAUACAAAUCCUUGAAGGCUAAGGAAAGGAUGAUGAAGAUGGUGAGGAGGAUAGUGGAGGAGAGAAGGAAUGUAAUGAUGAAUAAUAAUAAUGGUGCAGUGAAUGAUGUGGUGGAUUUACUCUUAAGGGAUAAGGGUGAAUUCUCCCACUCAAGUUCAAGCCUGGUGAUAGAAAUGAUAAGCCAAAACAUCAUUGAGAUGAUUAUCCCAGGUGAAGAGACCCUUCCUACGGCCAUGACCUUGUCCCUCAAAUUCCUCUCUGACUCCCCCCUCGCUCUAUCCAAACUUAUGGAGGAGAACAUGGAAUUGAAGAAGAAAAAGAUGGAUUCCUCAUAUGAUUAUACAUGGACAGAUUACAUGUCACUACCAUUUACUCAAAAUGUCAUUAGUGAAACUCUUAGAAUGGCCAAUAUUGUCAAUGGCAUUUGGAGGAAAGCAGUCAAAGAUGUAGAAAUUAAAGGAUACCUAAUUCCAAAGGACUGGAGUGUUAUGGCAUCUCUUACUUCUGUUCACUUGGAUGAAAAGAACUAUGAAAACCCUUUUAAGUUUGACCCAUGGAGAUGGGAGAAAAUUGGAGUUGUGGCUAGUAGCAACUGCUUUACUCCAUUUGGGAGUGGACAUAGACUAUGUCCUGGGUUAGAGCUUUCCAGACUAGAGCUCUCUAUUUUCCUUCACCAUCUUGUUACCACUUAUAGUUGGGUUGCUGAAAGGGAUGAAAUAGUAUACUUUCCAACUGUUAAGAUGAAGAAGAAACUCCCGAUUAGAGUGCAACCCAUUAAUACUUGAUUGGAUUAGACCAUCAAUAAAUUUAUAAAUGUAUUUAUUUAUCAAUUUAUUUCAACAUAAAGGAGUAACUAUGAAAUAGACAGGACAAUAGCGUUAUCUUUUUAGAAAACAGUAUUUUGUACUAUAAAUUAUGUUAGCUCUUGCGUAAAAUCAAUAUGAAGAGAAUAAAAGUGACUUUGGACCCUCUUUC